Molecule: messenger RNA, 1059 nt
Organism: Fusarium sp. VM40
Lineage: Eukaryota; Fungi; Ascomycota; Sordariomycetes; Hypocreales; Nectriaceae
Source: the annotation of a GenBank genome assembly
AUGGAUCUGUUACUCAACAGCUCUGGGGAUCUUCCAGCUAAACACUUUCCCAUCACCGCGCCCAGCAUCGUCAAGAGCCGCGCCCAUACCUCCCGCAACCACUUCGUCCGCGCAACAGCCAAGCGCCAGUCUCAGCACAAGGGCUCUAAUCUAUGUCGCGAUACUGGCUUUCCAUGCACGACGUCAAACAGGGGAGAAUCGCAUUGCCACCGCUGCGGUCAACAGGAUACAAGCACAGGAGGUGCGCGCCGGCCCCAGCUCGAGCAGAUCUUGCACUUUGAGAUCUCGACAGGGAACCUGCAGCGCGCGAAUCCGCGGUGGACAAACGUUCACCGAAACCGCAUCGCCCGGAACCAUCAUCCCGCCUCUGGCCUCGGAUGGUCCGAUGAGGUUGAGGGCAGGGAUCUUGCCCAUAGCAAGAUCCCUCUGCCCAGCGACCGCUUUCGCCUCGUGAGGAGGCCUACGCUUGAGAGAGAGGAGGCUUUCCGCGAUGCUACCACAGCAAGAGGGAAUGUCUAUCUGGGACGUCAGAUGCCUAUGAAUGAGGAUGACCAAGUUGCUGAGCUAUAUCGUAUGGGUCUGUUGUAUGACGACGAGCAGGAUCGUGGCGAGGGUUUCAGUCUUGACAGUAUCAAGCACGAAGAACCCAUCUACUCCAUCCGCCCUGCCAAACGCUCCCGCAAGACCAAGCGAUCCCAAAGUUUCAACUUCAAUCAACCUCUACAUCUAGACCUCUCCUUCACAGACCUCGGCGGCGACCAGACCAUCGCCCAAAUCCUCUCCAGCUCCUCCCCCUCGGACGACGGCUCACUGCCCGACUCUAACGGCCCCUCAUCACGCUCCUUCGCGCCCCUGCGCGUGAUAUACGAGCUCGACGGGUCACAGCCCUCUUUCGACGUAGAUACCUCACAACCGCCGGAUCUGGUAUCCGACAUGCUCUCCGACUACGACUGUUUCUCCGACAGUGAGCUCGACGACCUCCCUUCGCAGCGCGAGGUCCAUGACAGUGCAGCCACGCCAACCUCUGAGCCCUGGGUAGUGCUAGGAGACGACUCGUAG